ACGCUCAAACACGCACACGAAUUCGUUCUAGCUGUGUGACAUUGGCAUCGUCAUCUUUGUCCGUGACACCAAAGUUAGGCAGUAACACAGAGAGCAGAAACCCUAAUAGAAAGAUAAAAUAGGAAAUUGUGCGUCGAAUCCAUCGGCGGAGGCCAAGGGUCUCUAUCGGCAGAAGGAUAAGAAGCCGGUUGAGAAGAAGCCGGUACUUCCGUCGGAGAUGAAGGGCCUCUUCAAGUCUAAGCCUCGCACCCCCGCCGAAGUUGUACGGCAGACCCGCGAUCUCCUCCUCUACGUCCAGCGCGCCUCCGAUACCCGUGAGAGCAAACGCGAGGAGAAGCAGAUGUCAGAGUUGGGUAAAAAUAUCAGGGAGCUAAAGUCAAUUCUUUAUGGCAAUAGCGAAUCAGAGCCAGUUGCAGAAGCUUGUGCAAAACUGACCGAUGAAUUUUUCAAAGAGAAUACGCUACGGCUUCUGAUUUUAUGUCUUCCAAAAUUGAAUUUGGAGGCUCGAAAAGAUGCCACUCAAGUUGUUGCAAAUUUGCAAAGGCAACAAGUUCAAUCAAGAUUAAUUGCAUCUGAUUACUUGGAAGCAAACAUAGAUCUAAUGGAUGUCUUGAUAUCAGGGUAUGAAAACACAGACAUGGCUCUACACUAUGGUGCAAUGCUGAGGGAGUGCAUACGUCACCAGAGUGUUGCAAGAUAUGUUUUGGAAUCUCAGCACAUGAAGAAGUUUUUUGAUUAUAUUCAACUUCCAAAUUUCGACAUUGCUGCAGAUGCUGCCGCAACUUUUAAGGAACUCCUGACAAGGCAUAAAUCGACUGUUGCUGAGUUUCUUUCUAAGAAUUAUGACUGGUUUUUUGCAGAGUAUAAUUCAAAGCUACUGGAAUCUUCUAAUUACAUCACCAGAAGACAAGCUAUCAAGCUUUUGGGAGAUAUACUAUUGGAUCGUUCAAAUUCAGCCGUAAUGACACGAUAUGUGAGCUCAAGGGACAACCUGAGGAUUCUUAUGAAUCUUCUCAGAGAGACAAGCAAGAGCAUUCAAAUAGAAGCCUUUCAUGUGUUUAAGCUAUUUGCUGCUAAUCAAAACAAGCCUACUGACAUCAUCGGCAUACUUAUUGCAAAUAGAAGCAAGCUUCUAAGGCUGUUUGCUGAUUUCAAAACUGAUAAAGAGGAUCAAGAGUUUGAGGCUGACAAAGCUCAAGUUGUGAGAGAAAUUGCUUCCCUGGAACCUAGAGAGCCUUGAGACCACCCAUGAGCGAGCUUUGUUGUAUGUCAGUCAUUGGAGUCUUUGUGACUCAAUUGUGAAUCUUUAGUCUUACAGCUGUCAGCACGACACGCUAUCAAUACGCAAGAGACCUUGUUUUCUAUUUAAUUUAUACCAUUUAGUUUCUAAUGAUCCUGCUCUGUAAUCUAAAUGUACUUCUGUAAAAGGUAGAUAAAUAAGCCGACGAAGUUAGUUUAAUGCAGCACUUAAACUAAUGCAGAUGUUUGAAUCCUUUAACCAAGUUAUAGUGUGCCACCUUUUUCAUUC
Messenger RNA from Corylus avellana, 1528 nucleotides. Its product is annotated as Mo25 family protein. Gene Ontology annotation, molecular function: protein serine/threonine kinase activator activity. The record is from RefSeq and is a predicted model, not a curated record. Gene Ontology annotation, biological process: intracellular signal transduction. Lineage: Eukaryota; Viridiplantae; Streptophyta; Magnoliopsida; Fagales; Betulaceae.